Molecule: messenger RNA, 2973 nt
Organism: Marchantia polymorpha subsp. ruderalis
Lineage: Eukaryota; Viridiplantae; Streptophyta; Marchantiopsida; Marchantiales; Marchantiaceae
Source: the annotation of a GenBank genome assembly
AUCCGAGGGGCUGCCAUGCGAUGCGAGCCCGGGCCCAGUGCCGACUGCGGACGAGGUGUCCCGUAACGGGGAUAGGAGAAACAUUGAGGAUUCUGGGCCCAUCACGAGCGCCGGGGCAAUUCGGAGGCCGGGCUCGAGUCAACUUGAGCGCUCGAGUACUCGGGACUGCGAAGGAGAAUUUGUUUGACUCGAGACGGAUGCAGACUGGGGAGGAGAUUCUGCUUCGGCUGGCACGGUCAACAUAAGCCAUCCAUGUGGACACGGAUGACGGACACGGAGGAGCUCCGUUAUCCAACUGGGCUCCGAGCAGAUAGACAGGUAGGUACGCAGCACGUACGCCUCAGGAGGCAAGGGGAGGACGGGAGGAGGAAUCUUGGAGGGCGGAGUCGCCGGUCCCGCGGGGUCUAAACUAGCGGGCAAGAUAGCGGUAGCGAGCGGAAAGCGAGAGCGAGGCACGCCGCGUCUCUCCUCCUCAUGAGCCUCAUCUGCUCCACUCCGUCUACAUUUCGGUUUGCAAUCGAGAUUCUGGAUUUCGAGCGAGCGAGUGGAAGUGCUUGCUUGUGCUGCUCUGCUCUCUCUCUCUCUCUUUCAUCUGCGGGACGCGAGAGAAUCGGCGUUGAAUCUUGUGUAUGCAGGUGGUGGUACGCGGGGCUGAUUCCGUCGAUUGGCGGAAGGCCAAGGUCGGGCGAGGGAGGGGAGGGGAGGGGAGGUGGAGGUGUAGCGAUGGAACGAGAUUGAUUUGAAAUUGCGCCGGAGGGGAGAUGGAGAGCGGAGGGGAGCGGACAGUGAGGGUGGACGCAGGGGAAUGCGGAAGGAGCAGUGGGGAAAUGUGUGAGUGAGGAACUAGGUCUGUGGCUCAGGAUGGGCUUGAGCAGGACGAAAGGAGGAUUGGAGUGAAACGCAGUGGUGCAAAGAAGGGAGGAGGAUUGUGUGCAAGGGAGGAGGAUUGAAAUGUAUGGAAGCAAAGCUGCAUGCUUCUCUGCGGGGGUUUCCGUUUCGGCAGGGCUGCAAUUGGCAUCCCUCCCUGCGUCAGUUGCGACUAGCCAUGUGCUUCCAGGAACAUCCCCUGCUCGACCUCGUUCCUCCCCGGUGCCCAGUGCCUCUUCCCUAUCAAUUUCCUCAAGACACUAUAGCACUUGCCAGUUGUCUCUGCAGAGGUUGUGUCUAGUGUUUCCUGCAAGACCCCCAUUGGACCAAAGUUCUCUACCAUUUUCACCUCUUUCGUCUGCUCGGGGCCCCACAUGCCGGCGCUCAGGAAUUCGUACUUCUCGUCGAAACAGGACACCAUUGAGUUUAUCGGCAGGAGACCAAUUUUGUGCCAAUGGGACUGGCAGUCGCGUCUGCAGAGUUUUGAACGCAGAUGCAGGACCUGUCGAGGAGAAUGAGCUCCCCGCCGAGGUGCAUCGGUGGAGUGAAAAAGCUGCCCAACAUUUAGACGAGCCAAAGCUGGAAGGCGAAGAGAGUAAUAAAGCUACCGCUGGAAAUGAACAGCAGGAGCAAAGCGAUGGUAAAAGUAAUGGUACAGUUCAGAAUGAGCAGCAGCAAAACAAGGGCAAACAGCUGAAAAAUCGAAUUAUGUUCGGAGUUGGAAUUGGAGCUGGAUUUUUAGGAAUCGUUUUGGCUGGCGGAUGGGUGUUUACUUUAGCGUUCUCAUGUGCCAUUUGGGUGGCAACCGGAGAGUAUUUUGAGCUGGUGAGAAGUAAAGGGAAUACAGCAAGCGGGAUGACUCCACCACCACAGGUUGCUGCGAAAUUUUGCGCCCUUAUCUGUUCGGCUAUGCCGAUCAUGACAUUGUAUUAUGGUGGACGGAUGGGUGCAGUUGUCACAACAGCUGCAUUUGCCCUUGCAACUGUGUUGCUGCUUCAAAGGGGACCUCGAUUCUCUCAAUUGACGAGUGCUAUUUUUGGCCUAUUUUACUGUGGCUAUCUGCCCAGCUUCUGGAUAAAACUGCGUUGUGGUCUUGCCAUUCCGGCAAUUAACACCAGAAUAGCACAAGGGUGGCCUAUUCUGUUAGGAGGACAAGCACACUGGACGGUGGGUUUAGUAGCCACCAUAAUCUCAUGCAGUGCAAUUGCCACGGCAGACACCUUCUCCUUCGUUGGAGGCAAGGCUUUUGGUAAAACACCUCUAAUUGCUGUUAGUCCGAAGAAGACGUUGGAAGGAGCUGCAGUUGGGUUGAGUGCUACUAUUGCAGUGACAAUUUUGCUUUCGAAACUGUUUCAGUGGCCUUCUUCCAUACUGAGUUCAGCAGUUUUUGCUGUUCUCGUUUUCAUGUCAUCCCUCUUUGGUGACUUGACGGAAUCCAUGAUGAAGCGAGAUGCAGGCGUGAAGGAUUCUGGACAACUGAUUCCUGGCCAUGGCGGAAUUUUGGAUCGAGUUGAUAGUUACAUAUUCACAGGAGCCCUCGUUUAUUCUUUUGUUAAAAUCGGACUACCAUUAUUUGGCGUUUAGGAGCAUACCUUUUCUCGGGAGAUGAACAGACAUAUGGAAGGGAAGCGUUUACCAGUCAACAGGUGGGGUGCCAUAUGAAUAUUGGUACUCGGACCUCAUUGUAGCCUCAAGUCCGGAGCGACGAUUUAACUUCCAGAACUGGCAGAUUUGAUCUUGCGUAAUUUAGGGCUUGUUCAGCAAUUUUAUCAACCGUAGUGCUCCCCUAAACUUUCAAUGUUUCACGAAUGAAACGUUGGUAGUGUUAUCGCUGUCAUGACUUGGCACCCCAGAUAUCCGACACUGUAUGAAUAGAUCCUGUGCACACAGCAUACUAGUUCUAGUCUACGAUUUGUUUAUCGGGCGUUCACUUGUUUUCUAUUUAUCCCGAUCAGGGUGAGUGUCAAAGUCCGCAGGCAUGAAAUCGGCUCGUUUAGUCGCAAACCUUGACUCCCGUGAGUGUUAUGUCAAGCUUUCAAGCACUUCCCUAUGUAACAUCUCCAAUAUCAAACCCCCAAUGACAUCGGAUGUGCGAAGCAUAUUGGU